Molecule: messenger RNA, 2407 nt
Organism: Effrenium voratum
Lineage: Eukaryota; Dinophyceae; Suessiales; Symbiodiniaceae
Source: the annotation of a GenBank genome assembly
AGAUGUUUGGCCUGCAGCAUGGUCGCUAGAGCGUAACUGCUGCAGAAGCCAUGGGCGGAGUGGUUGCAUUAGCCAAGAAGUCGACGCUCGGGGUAGCGCAGUUGGGAUCAGAGCAGAGCCGUGAAGAGUUCGCUGUGUACACCACCUUAAGGAUCCUGGGUGUGCUUCUGGCGCUCUACUGCUUCCUAUUCGGCCUGGACUUGGUGGGCGUCUCGCUGGCCGCCUUCGGCGGGAAAAGGGCCGGGCAGCUGUUCGCCAUCACCGACAACCCCAUCGCGGCCCUGAUGGUGGGCAUUUUGGCCACCGUGAUGGUGCAAUCCUCAUCCACCAGCACCAGCAUCGUGGUGGGCCUGGUGGGAGCAGAGGUGCUGACGGUGGAAAGAGCCAUCCCCAUCAUCAUGGGCGCCAACGUGGGGACAGCUGUAACAAACAACCUAGUAUCCAUGACAUACUUAGGCAAUCGCUUCGAGCUGGAGCGAGCGUUUUCGGCUGCCACCGCUCACGACAUCUUCAAUAUUCUUAAUGUCUUGAUAUUGCUGCCCAUUGAGCAAAUCAGCGCUGCCCUUUCCGGUAGAGGAGGUCUUCUUUUCUUGAUGUCGAAGGGCUUAGCUGAUGCCGUACUCGGCACUGCUUCCAACCUGGAAUUUUCCUCUCCUACACAGGCAAUGGUAAGGCCUUUGAGCAGCCUUUUGCUGACCGUGGACAAAGAUGUCGUGAAAGCCGUUUCUUUUGGCCCCCCUUCGGAGCACCUCAUCUUACACAACUGUUCCUCCUGUGGCUCUUAUUCUUGUCUAUCUUCGGCCACAAGCGAAGUUUGGAAGAAGGUCACGAGCUUUGAGGCUUUGGAGGUUUGUGGAGGUGCGAACGACUGCAAGCAGAAUAGCACUUGUUACCUGAGCGCUGGCAACUACUUCAAGUCCAUCGAGGAAGCACACCUGAUCCGCCAGGGGCUAUUGCAAGGCCUUGGUGACCUGGGGGGUGGCAUACUUGGCCUGGGCAUUGCUCUUGUGGUGAUGUGUGGAGCGCUCUAUGUCAUGGUGAGGCUGCUGCACGGUCUGGUCAUGCGCAAGGCAACGCAGGUGGUCCAGAUUGGGAGCAACAUGAAUGAUUUCUGGGCCCUGUUGCUGGGCAUGGCUUUGGCCUUCGUUGUGCAAUCCAGCUCGGUGGUGACCUCUGCAUUGAUCCCCUUGGUGGCUAUAGCGGUUUUGCCCGUGGGCAAAAUGCUGCCGAUCACGUUGGGGGCGAACAUUGGAACCACAGUUACGUCGGUGCUGGCGGCUCUGACCAUCAUGAACGCUGACAGCAUCCAGAUCGCAUUCUGCCACUUGCUGUUCAACAUUCUCGGCGUCUUGAUCUGGUUUCCAAGCCCAAUGAGGCGUUUGGUGCUUGACGCCGCAUGCACGCUGGGAUUCUAUGCAUCCUGCUGGCGCCUGAUGCCCACGCUGUAUACCCUCUGCACCUUUGUGGCCUUGCCUGGCGCCCGGGCGACGUUGCAGCCCCUAUUUUUGGGCGUGUCUUUCUGAGGUUUCUCUUUGAUUUCAGUGGGUUUUAAGGAAAACCGGAAAAAAAGACGGAACACACAGAAACAAGCAACGUCUUGAAAUGGGGGGGUUCCAGAAGAGGAAAUCGCCCAAGAUGGUCCACUUUGCCCCUUGCGCCUUGAUCUUUGCACAUCGCCAGGUGGGACGCUUUGCAUCUCCAUGCUCUACCAGGUCAGCAUAGUGUGGGGGGUAGUUGUCACGAUCCUGGCUCUGGGGCUGGUGGCCGCACUGUUGGUGUUUUGGGUCCGCAGAGGUAGAGGACGGUUUGGUCUCAACCUGCAGCACCAGUCAGAGGACCAGUCGGAGGACCGGUCGGAGGAGGCAGAAGAGGUUGCAGAUCUGGAGGAGCCAGUUGAGCAGCCGGUUGAGCCUCCGGAGGAACUGUGGGACGCCCAGCAGUGGGAGGUGCCAGCCGAGGCGAGACAAGUCCCUGCAGUGACGAGAACGCAAGCGACCACACACCACGUGGCAAGAUAAAUGGAUGUGGCUUUUUGCCCGAGAGGCGCCACUGGGGUGGUUUUUAGUUGCAGCGCCAAUGUUACGGAGGUCUGAGCAAAGACAACUCUGUCGUAGCUGCAACAGUCCCAGAAAGCGGCAAGUGUGAGAAUCGCAUCGCGACUCCAAAGUACUUCUCCAAUUUAUUUUUCUAGACGUUGGGCUUGAUUUUCUUGCCUGACAUGUACGUGCAAUUGCGCCGACAAGUUUCAGGGUCAGCAAACAGGCGUGAAUCGCACGUUUGCUCGGGAGCGGCUGAUGCUGGCUUACAGGGCGGCUCUUGAUCCCCUGUGUCUCAAUUCAGACCAUAGGGUUGCGUGCCUCAAAAUAGGGAGGAUUCUUUGUUUGUUUUCAGGAUCUUUUUUUGGUCA